This is a messenger RNA of Morus notabilis, 1124 nucleotides long. RefSeq lists its product as uncharacterized. The transcript has 3 exons. Bases 89 to 883 code for a protein of 264 amino acids. NCBI's taxonomy places the organism in Eukaryota, Viridiplantae, Streptophyta, Magnoliopsida, Rosales, Moraceae. The record is from RefSeq and is a predicted model, not a curated record.
CUUCCUUCCUUUCUUUUGCUUCUCGUAAGGCGUAACUCCGAAAAAAAAAAAAAAAAAUCUAAUCGGCGAAGACAGGGAAAAUUGUGGAAUGGGGCUGCUCUCUAACAGAGUGGCGAAGGAGAGUCUGAAGCCUGGGGAUCACAUCUACUCUUGGAGGACUGCUUAUAUUUAUGCCCAUCACGGCAUCUAUGUUGGAGAUAACACAGUGAUUCAUUUCACCAGACGUGGUCAAGAAGUAGGUACAGGGACUGUGCUGGAUCUUCUCUUGGUUAGUUCAGGACCGACCCGAUCAGUUGGGCCUUGCCCCAAUUGCACUCCAAACGAAGAAGGCAGCGGGGUCGUCUCCUCGUGCUUGAACUGUUUCCUCGCUGGCGGCAUCUUGUACCGCUUCGAGUAUGCUGUGAUCCCCGCUCUUUUCCUUGCAAAAGCUCGCGGAGGAACCUGCACCCUUGCAGUCUCGGAUCCAGAUGAUAUUGUGGUUCAUCGAGUAAAAUACCUGCUGACGAAUGGAUUUGGCUGCUACAAUGUGUUCAAGAACAAUUGUGAAGACUUUGCUAUUUACUGCAAAACUGGAUUGCUUGUUUUGGAUGAAAGAGCAAUGGGGCAAAGUGGCCAAGCUGCGUCCAUUAUAGGAGGGCCUCUUGCUGCCAUUUUGUCAACGCCAUUGCGUUUCGUUACCACCAAUGUUUAUGGAAUGGCGGCAACAGCUGUCGGAGUCUAUUGUGCUAGUAGAUAUGCUGCUGAUAUUGGGAUGAGAAGCGAUGCACAGAAGAUUUCUGUGGAGGACCUGACUAGGAGACUUGCAACGGGCUUGCUUCAGGUGGUCGAACCCCAAAUCCCAGCAUCUCCUAUCCACGAGUCUGCUCAGAUUGUCACCCGAUGACCAAAUAGUUUGGUAAUUUGUUCUUUGGUUCGCUUUGACAACAUGUUGAGCGGAUCAGGGUUCUGAAUAUCUCUCUAUUACAAUUGCUAUCAAGUGUUAAUUAUUGAGAAUUUCAAUUGUGUGUGCUCUUUUUUCUUUUGAAUUGCAAGACGUUUGAGUGCUUGUUUGUUGUAUUUUCUACUGUUAAGUGUUUUCCAUUUCUUUCUAAUAUCAUAUCAAUGCUAGUGUUUUAUCUUUCUUU